Staurois parvus is the source of this 352-nucleotide messenger RNA. The record is from the annotation of a GenBank genome assembly. NCBI's taxonomy places the organism in Eukaryota, Metazoa, Chordata, Amphibia, Anura, Ranidae.
ACUGCGGACAUAGUACAGGAGAUGACCAGAGACUGCGGACAUAGUACAGGAGAUGACGAGAGACUGCGGACACAGUACAGAAGUUUGACCAGAGACUGCGGACACAGUACAAGAGAUGACCAGAGACUACGAACACAGUACAGAAGUUUGACCAGAGACUGCGGACACAGUACAGGAGAUGACCAGAGACUGCGGACAGUAUAGGGGAUGACCAGAGACUGCGGACAGUACAGGGGAUGACCAGAGACUGCGGACAGUACAGGGGAUGACCAGAGACUGCAGACAGUACAGGGGAUGACCAGAGACUGCAGACAACAGUACAGGGGAUGACCAGAGACUGCAGACAGUACAG